AUGAUAGCCAACAUCAAUACUGGUAUACACACAGCUUCAGAUAUCAGCAACGGCAGCAGCAACAAUGCUCCACCAACGACACCGACUACGGAAACUCUUUUAAGCACAUUGAGCGAAAAAGAUCGAAUUGUUUAUGAGAGAAACAAUAUUCGUCUUCGGCAAAUGGAAGCUGAGGUUCGUCAGCUAGCAACUUAUGGUGGAGCUUGUGAUGAAUUACUGGAAUGGCUGAGCGAUGUUCGAGCUUACAAUCCCUACAACGAGAAGGCCCUUUUAGGAUGUAUCAAUGCCAUCUUUGAGAAGGCAUCCGAAUAUGGGCCUUGGUCAGGCCUCGAAAUCCUGAAAGAAGCAAGUCAAAAGUGUGGUAAUGGGUUAUCUGAAAAAGGACGAGCCUGCGUCAAGAAAUGUUACGAGGAUUUACACAAUUCAGUGACGGGGAGAAGACCUAGCAAUGGGUCUGUUGUGUCCACUGCUUCAGCGUCGCAUCCUUCACCCGCCUCUUUAACUAGCAACAGAUCUGUUUCGCACAUUAACAUCCUUGAAUCACCAACAGCCAACAACACCUUCAACCAACUUGCCAAGCUAUUCGAUUCAUCUCUUUUUCCACAAUCACCUAACUCAAAUAUGGGGUCCCCAAUGUCGUCACCACAAUUCAGAGGAACUGAUGUCAAUGCUUCACAAAUUGCUCCAAAUCAAGCUGUAGCUAACAAUGCAAUGAUUAAUAAUAAUCAUCUGAAUACUUACCUACAGCAGCGAAUGGCUCAAGUAGCACAGACCAAGCAACAACAGCAGCAGCAACAACAGCAGCAGCAACAACAGCAACAGCAACAGCAGCAGCAACAGCAGCAGCAGCAGCAGCAGCAGCAGCCAUAUCAACAGCCAUAUCAACAGCCAUAUCAACAGCCAUAUCAACAGCCAUAUCAGCAGCCAUAUCAAUACCAAUAUCAGUAUCAAUCGCAACAACCGCAACAACCGCAACAGCCACAGAUACCACAGAUGAAUCAACAGCGUUUCAAUCCAGCUCAAAUACAACAAGCACAACAAAUGUACCAUGACCAGUUUCGCAGAGCUCUGUAUGACGAGCACCAACGCAGACUCCAAGAGGAGCAGCAGCGCAAAGCCCAAGAAGAGGCACAGCGUAAAGCUGCUGAAUCAGAGCAGAAUAGACUGGCGAGACUCAAAGAGGUACAAAGACAAAAAGAACAGUUUGAGAGUCAACUAAGAUUGCAACAGCAACAGCAGCAAAUACAACAACAACAGCAACAGAAACAGCAGGAAGAGGAGCAAGCAAGACAAGCUUUCGCAGCGCGUUAUAUGCAGAUGUUUGCCCAAAGUUCAUUACCUCCUGUGAAUAACAGCAUGUCGCAGUCUGUUUCAAUGCCAUCGGUAGCAGCUCAUCUCCAAAGUUCAGCGUCCAUGGCAGCAGCGAAUAAGUGUUUAUCCACUUCACAGCCGCAGCAACAACAGCAAGCUCUACCCGUCAAUAACUACCAUGCAUCAAUAGCAAAUACCACACCUAUCGUAGAAGCUCCCGUAGCGACCACCUCAGCCAUCGCCCCCGUUUUCUUGGCUAGUUCAGCAGCUCCAACCGCCAACGCAAUCGUUCCAGCAGUGACUCCUCCUGCUUCUGCUCCAGCAAGGCCAGCUGCAGCCACACCUACUGCUGCCUCUUCCAUCUUCUCAUCCAACUCACAGUAUCCUCCUAUGCAAGCAAACCCUUUGCUCAUGAACACCGGCGUAGUUACCAGCAAACCAUCAGCAGUUCCAACAACGCCUACAACGCCUACAACGCCGACAACACAGAGCACGCCUGUCAAAACUACAGCCAUGAACACAAGCACUUCAAGUUAUGCAUCGCCAUCUCUUGGUACAGUGCAUAUUAGUAAAUUACACUUGCCUGGUGGUGGUAAUGUUCAUAAACCUGUUGUGCCAGCUGUCAUUCCAGCCAGUACAUCAACGUAUGAUUGGACAAGGCCCAAUGGACAAGGUGACAAGGUUGAGUAUCUAUUCAAGGAAAGGCACGCCUUCCCAUCAUUCCGACUAGCGCAUGGUGAGGUGAUUACUCGAAAGCCAUUCUACAUUGGAAAAGAGGAGUACAGCAAGUUGUUCAAGAAUCCAAAUACAACACUCAAGGACUAUCAGGGAGAGCCACCAUUAUCCUUUUUCGUCACUGCUUGGUAUGAAGGUACACUGGAACGCAAAUGCGAUUGGCCUACUGGAGCCCGUAUUGAACUGAACGGCCAGCAGUUGCCAUUACAGAAGAGAGAAAAAGUGAUCAAUCCAAACGGUGGCCCAUCCACUAUUACUGGCAAGGACAGGCCCUUUGACCUGACUCGCUUGUUGUUGCUGGAUAAGAACAUGAUUAUUAUUCAUCAGCCUAAAUGUGCCUGUGUCUCUUCCAAGAAGUCAUAUUUAUUUGCUGUCCAAGUAUGUAAGCGAUUCAGUGAAAACUACAUCCUCAAUUCGGUCAAGAACAAAACGAUCAGCAUCGAGACGAGUGAGCGAAUGAUUGACGAUCUUCUGGGCAGAUUCCAGACAGAGAAUGGUGAUGAUGACCUUAUAGUUCUGCAAAAGUCUAUCAAGAUGACGUUGAAAUGCCCUCUCACUUUCAAGAAGAUAAAGCAGCCUGUGAGAGGUAUCGAAUGCAAACAUGUGGAUUGCUUUGACUUGGACGCUUAUCUCAUGGUCAACAAGAACGAGAAUCCUACUUGGGUGUGUCCUCAUUGCAACAGACAAGUAGGACCUACCGCAUUAGCCCGAGACUUGCUGGUUGAAAAACUCUUGGAAACAUUGCCUAAGCGAGCAUCUGAGAUAGAAUACACUAGAGAUCAUACCAAUUAUACAAUCACUAGAAUGGAAGAUCCAGAUUCAGGCGAUGAAGACGACGAGGAUUAUGAAGGCAAGGAUGGUGCAGAUGCCCGCAAUGCAGGCGAUAUCAAGGCCAAACAUGAGCAACUUGUGAACAUGGCAGCAAAUAACGACAAUGUGAUAGAUCUGAUCAGCGACGAUGAAGACGAGGUCGAUCAAGGUGCAACAAACCAGGCUUCUACAACAGCAAACACAAGCAGUAAUAUUCCUUCAAAAAGAAGCUGGGAGGCCCAAAAUCACUAA
Molecule: messenger RNA, 3108 nt
Organism: Mucor velutinosus
Lineage: Eukaryota; Fungi; Mucoromycota; Mucoromycetes; Mucorales; Mucoraceae
Exons: 5
Coding region: 1-3108 (1035 amino acids)
Biological process (GO): protein sumoylation
Cellular component (GO): chromatin
Molecular function (GO): zinc ion binding; SUMO ligase activity
Source: RefSeq, a predicted model, not a curated record